Hippoglossus stenolepis (Pacific halibut) is the source of this 1583-nucleotide messenger RNA. It is a transcript of the gene gjb1a, whose product is annotated as gap junction protein beta 1a. The transcript is spliced from 2 exons. Bases 180 to 902 code for a protein of 240 amino acids. Lineage: Eukaryota; Metazoa; Chordata; Actinopteri; Pleuronectiformes; Pleuronectidae. Gene Ontology annotation, biological process: cell communication. The record is from RefSeq and is a predicted model, not a curated record. Gene Ontology annotation, cellular component: connexin complex.
UCCAGUGCAGGGCAGUGGCUAGUGUGAGAGAAAUCAUUAGCAAUGCAAAGUCAUGGUGCUCUGAUACUCUUGUUCACAGUUACAGAUUGAAAAAAAAAAACUAGCAAUCUGCUUUUGUGAAUAUAAAUGUUUCUGGAUGUACUUGAUUCCAAACUGCAGCUGAAGACCCAGAACCAAAGAUGAACUGGGUAUCAUUUUACGCUGUCAUCAGUGGCGUGAACAGACACUCCACCGGCAUCGGUCGCAUCUGGAUCUCUGUCCUCUUCAUUUUCCGCAUCCUGGUGCUGGUGGUGGCAGCAGAGAGCGUGUGGGGCGAUGAGAAGUCCGGCUUCACCUGCAACACCCAGCAGCCGGGCUGCAACAGUGUCUGCUAUGACCACUUCUUCCCCAUCUCUCACAUCCGCCUGUGGGCGCUCCAGCUCAUCCUGGUCUCCACUCCCGCGCUGCUGGUGGCCAUGCACGUGGCCCACCGUCGCCAUGUUGACAAGAGGCUCUACAGACAGUCAGGACGGACCAACCCCAAAGACCUGGAGCAGAUAAAGACGCAGAAGAUGAAAAUCACAGGCGCUCUGUGGUGGACGUACGUCAUCAGCCUGUUCUUCCGUAUUGUCCUCGAGGUCAUCUUUAUGUACUUGUUUUACAUGAUCUACCCUGGUUACAAGAUGAUCAGGCUGGUGAAGUGUGACUCGUACCCUUGUCCCAACACGGUGGACUGCUUCGUGUCGAGGCCCACGGAGAAGACGGUCUUCACUGUGUUCAUGUUGGCUGCGUCUGGGGUGUGUAUUCUGCUCAACAUUGCAGAGGUGUUCUUCUUGGUGGGGAAGGUCUGCAGUAAGCAUUUGCACAAUGCUGGAGACUCAACUAUGGGGGCCUGGAUCCAACAAAAACUCUGCUCACUCUAACGUAGAUUAUAUAGAUCAUAUCUGCACCAAGGAAAGUGACAGAAAGAGUUAACUCAUGAGGAAGAUACAUCAAAAAUAUAUACUGUUAUACUACAAAGAAUUCACUGCCAUUAUCUUCACACGACCAAAUUCACAUCAGUGAAACAACACCAACAACAAUAUAAUGUAACAUGAUAUAAUAGCUUUGGUAAUUGAUGUUUGGCCAAAUAAAGAAUACUAGAGAAUAGGGAAUAAUUACAGUAAUCAUUUUUAAAAGCAAUGUUGCAGCUGACCACAUCAGGCUUUAAUUGGCAUUGGCUUUUUGACACUUUGAUUUUGAUGAAGGCUUUUGGUCUUGAAAUGAAAAUAUUAAAUUUAGAUUUCAUCUGCUGAAAAUACAAUGUACACCUGAUCAUUUAAUUUAUAAUAUUCUGUUGUUUACAUCAAAUAUCAUCACAAUUGUUAUGGCUUUUGUUCAGCUGUUAUAGGUAAGAUGUUUGACUAAUACAUGGAAAAUAUGUUGGAUUAUAUAAAUGUUAAAUUAUAUGAUAUUGUAUGUUUUGUUUAAUAGAGAUUUUUGAUGGUUUAAUGGCUCCUUUAUACACAAAGUAAUGACUUCAGAAAAAAAACUAAACAUUUUAUUUCAGUUCAUUCAUUUUGUAGCUGGAUGUUUGAAUAUUGUCAAUACACAGAUAAAAUCAA